AUUCACUUUCUCGUCCAUUAACACUGACACAAAUUUAUAUAAAACCACAUCCUAUAUGGUAAACGCUCCCUUAGUGGUGCUAGUACCAAUAGUGGUUGCAAUGCAAUAUAACACAUGAUAUUGCGAAAAUUACAUAUACUAACACCAUUUCAUUAAAUAAAUAUUGUUCAUUACUUUAGUACGCAACGAUUGAGUAAUAAAUUUACGUGUUUUGUCCCUUAACAUGUUAGAAAUGUGAUAUUCAAAAGUUGUAGAUAAUUGGGUUUUUAAAUUUUGAAAAAAUCAUCGAUUUUUCAUUUCUAUACGAAAGAGCACCUUUUUCUCAGCCACUAUGAUUUUUUUCAGAUUUUUAGAACUUUAUUUUGGUACCCAUAAUGAAUUUCAAAGAGAUAUUUUGAAAUCACCUUUUGACAGCUAGGCAACUGCUUGACAGCUCCGCCCAGUACAAAAUGCGACGAGGGGUGAUUCGACAAAUCGCUCCCAUACAAACUUCAAAUUGAUUUUUAAAUAGGUUCCCGGGCACCAAAAUUCAUGAAAAUUUGGAUUUAGGCUCAGUUUGACAUGCAGAUUCAGAAUAUGGGAUUAUCUCAACACCGCUAAAGAAGCCAAUUUGCGGUGAAUUUCUUAAGUUUUUCUAAGUAACGACCUCAUGUACUUAUGCGUAAAACACGCCAUUUAGGCAGUUACUUCUAAUGUCAUUGAUUCCAAUAUGUCAAAACUUGAUGAAAUUCUUGAAAUUCAGUGGAUUUCAGCAAUUACAUUUCUUAUUAUGUGAUAUUUUCCCGUUGUUCCAUUAUGGGCACAAGAAAUAUGCAUGUUCCCAUAGUGGUGGUAUUCCAUUGUUUACAUGUGACAGUCAACCGAAAAAAAUAACAGUGAACAUUUUUUACAGUUUUCUGGUGUAACAACAGAAUGGAUUCGUCGACGAAGGCCGCUUCAAAAUACGACGAAGCGGCAAUUUCUCGCUGCAUGGAGCUGGUGACCUCCAAACAAAAAACUUUGUACGCUGCGUGCAAAGCUUAUGGCAUUCCUCAGUCUACCGUUCGCUACUGGCUUAGCAGCAAAUGGACCACAAAAGUAAGAAAAGGACCGCAAACGGCUCUUACUAAAGCCGAAGAACACAAACUUGUGCAAUACGUCAUCAGUAUGCAGAGAAAAGGUUACCCGGUGGUGAAAUAAUUGCUGCUGCACAAGGUGAAAACCUUCUUCGAAGCUUGUCCUCGUCCAAAUCCUUUCACAAACAACAAACCUGGACGAAAAUGGCUAAAGGGUUUUCUUCGCAGAUAUCGUGAGAUAACCUUCCGUACGCCGGAAUCCGUAUCGUCUGCCAGCGCGAAGGUGAAGGAGUCUGACAUUCGUGGAUGGUUUGCGACAAUCACGUCCUACAUGGAGGAGAAUGACCUUAUGGCAGCUGCGUUGGACCCAACCCGAGUCUAUAAUGGCGAUGAGACAUCAUUUUUCUUACAUCCGAAGACAAAGGCUGUGCUUGCUUGUCGCGGAAGCCAAAAUGUCUUCGAAGUCGAACAUGCUGACAGUCAUAAAAACAUCACCGUAAUGUUUACAUUCGGAGCGGAUGGAUCUGCUGUAGAACCGGGAGUUGUUCUUCCAAUGCAGCGUUUGUCUGCAGAGCUUCUACGCAUGUUUCCUGGAGAUUGGGGAAUUGGCAAAAGCCCUAAAGGAUGGAUGGACACUACCAAUUUCAUGCUGUACAUCCGAAACGUUUUUCUCAAACAUCUUUAAAAGAGAAAGGUUAAGCUUCCGGUGCUGUAUUUCGUUGACGGUCAUUCCUCCCACACAGCUGCAGAGGUGGCCGAAUUAUGCUUGGAUUUGGGUAUCGUACUUAUUGCGUUGUACCCGAACACCACUCGCAUCACCCAGCCUGCAGACGUUGCCAUACUCAAACCCCUCAAAACUGCGUGGAAGAAUGCUGUAACUGACUGGCAGGAUGAUCACAGAGGAGAAACUCUCACCCUGGAUCACUUUCCCGCGGUUUUGCAAGAAGCAAUGAAGACUGGAAUAAAAAAGACCAGUAUCAUUAGCGGAUUUAAAGUGUGCGGUCUUUUUCCUCUCGGUCCAGAUGGUGUUGACUAUGAAAAGUGCAUUGCUAAAUCAGUAGUCCGGAGUACAACGGUCCCUGCCGUAUCUGAUGUCAACAGAAUCGAGGUGGCUGAAACUGACGCUGUGUCACCUGCCACGGAUGAGAUACCUUCCGAAAUGAAUGUACAGCUUGAUGCCGAAGACGUGAUUUUGGAGGAUUCAGUCAUCAUACCAACGUCAACAAUCCAAGCCGCGAUUAAUUGCAUUGGCAGGCAGCGUAUCAUUGGGUUCAGCGAUGAGUCUAUCAUCUCGGAAGAAGGAAAAGUUGUCAAGGAUCUGUUUGACCUGUUACUCGUGCCAUUUGAUUCGUUCAGCAUGGAAGCGAGUUGCGAACCACAGGAAGUAUGUUCCAUGAUAUCCAACCUUGAAGAGGAUUCAGCUUUUAUCGAUGAUGGGGAUGAAGUAACGUUCCAUGAGAUGGAAAGGAGAACUCCUCCAGGCGAAUUUCACGACAUGGACGACGGAACAUUGUCUGAGGCGGAAUGGGAAGACGAAACUUCUCCCAGGAUACUGAAAGAAAGAACUGAUAACAACUUUACAGGCCGUAAAAUGAGUAUUUCCGAACUACUUCAGAUGCCACCAACUCCACACAGAAGCAAUAUUCACAGAAAUUACAAAAGGAAGUACUAUCCAGUUUUGACGGCAUCGGAACGGCUCGACGAAAUUCGUCGCAUUGAGGAGGACAAGGAAAAUGAAGUAGCGAGAAAGAAAGUCAAAGUCGAGGAGAGAAAACUUGCGAAAAUACGAAAUGAGCAGCUUAAACUUGAAAAAGCGGAAAUCAAGUAGAAGAAACGAGAGGAAGCCGAGAAACUGAAAAACGAUAAAGCUGAACUUCGAAAACAAAAACAGGAAAAAACUGAAGAACGAAAGAAGAAGAAAGAGAAAGACAAGCAGAGCAAGGCUGUAAAAGCUUGUAAGCAGAAACGAGAUAAGCUGAAAUUGUAGGAUGCGUUGAAGCUUUCCUGGAAGGAGUGACCAAUGACGGUAAAUCGCACUUUUAAACAUGAAAUUGAUUUUUAUUUGUAUUGUUUUAUCACGAAGGAGAAAACCAUGAUUUGCCUUCGGAGUAACUGUGAAUUGAAGAAUAAUGAAUAAUUUUCUUUUUUUAUAAAUGUCUGGAAUAGAAAUGUACACAAAGGGUUUUCUUGGGAGAGGGCAUUCAAUUGGGAAAUUAUGCUACGUGGUUAAUGAACAACCACAAAUCUAACACCAAAAUAAUUAAGUAAGGUCCUUUCGUCUAUCAACUUAUUUUAUAAUUAGAUUUGCGAAUUUCGUCCAGUGAAAACUAAACAGCAAUUGAAAAAAUAAACUCAAGUUGAACAGGGUUUCAGAAAUGUUUGCUACUUCCUCACAUAUAUAGACUGCCCCAGAAAGUAUGGACGCACCUAGUCUCCAGUUGUCUGGUCCUGUUCGAUGGUUCUCGUUUCGGGCUUUGUUUCGACUGUUUCUGCUCACUAUAGCAUCGAGGACUCAAACGUUGUUUGUCACGAUGAACAUUGGAAUUCGAAAUGGCAACUUUUGUGGU
Molecule: messenger RNA, 3622 nt
Organism: Aedes albopictus (Asian tiger mosquito)
Lineage: Eukaryota; Metazoa; Arthropoda; Insecta; Diptera; Culicidae
Exons: 3
Cellular component (GO): nucleus
Molecular function (GO): DNA binding
Source: RefSeq, a predicted model, not a curated record